Messenger RNA from Microplitis mediator, 6391 nucleotides. RefSeq names its product protein abrupt-like. The record is from RefSeq and is a predicted model, not a curated record. Lineage: Eukaryota; Metazoa; Arthropoda; Insecta; Hymenoptera; Braconidae. Gene Ontology annotation, cellular component: nucleus. Bases 601 to 2442 code for a protein of 613 amino acids. Gene Ontology annotation, molecular function: protein binding. Gene Ontology annotation, biological process: regulation of transcription by RNA polymerase II. The transcript is spliced from 8 exons.
GUCUCUGUGUUGCUCGGGUAUGAGUUUAGCCCAAGAGGGGGAGGUAAAGAGAGGGGAGUUGUACUGAGCAGUAUGAAGUAGUGAAGAAUAUAAGUGUAGUACGUAUCGGAGGGGGCAACGAGACACCAGAAGAAGGGAGCGAAGCUGAAGCCGCCGAACGGUCGAAAGCGCAUACCAUCCCAUAAUUCGGUGCGCCGCCCCGCAAUCAGGUUCGUUAAAAAACAAAGAUCUCAGGCGGCGGCGGAAGAUUUUCGUCAAGACUGAGAAGAACAAAUUUAUGUUUCGAUUUAUAAAUUUAUUAUUUUAAAAGUUUAUUUUUAAAAACUCGUUAAAAGACAUUUUUUACAAGACUUAGACAUGACUGUUUCCUUUUACUAAUUCAGCAAGUGAUUAAAACGCGUAGAAAGUGAUUAGAGUGAAGAGCAAAAAAAUCCAAGAAAAAAAAUAAAAAAAAUUUACUGAGUAAACGGAGUAAAAAAAAAGUAUACACGUAAAUAAAAUAAAUAAAAAAAGUGGUAUUUGUAGUUGAAGUGAGGUGCCAGUGCGCUUACAAUAGCACCUUUGGUACCCUCGGCCGUGGGUCCCGAGGGGGUGGACGCCAUGGCGGCCUCUUCGUCGUCCUCAAACAGCGAGCAACAGUAUUCGCUCAGAUGGAAUGACUUCCAUUCGAGCAUACUCAGCUCAUUUCGUCAUUUACGUGAUGAGGAGGAUUUUGUCGACGUAACACUCGCCUGCGACAGCAACAGUUUCACUGCACACAAAGUUGUAUUAUCUGCCUGCAGUCCUUACUUCCGAAGGCUUUUAAAGGCAAAUCCAUGUCAGCAUCCAAUAGUAAUACUCAGGGACGUCGCCUCGUCAGACAUGGAGUCAUUGUUAAGGUUCAUGUAUCACGGAGAAGUCCACGUAGGUCAGGAACAACUAGCAGCCUUUCUCAAAACCGCUCAGAUGCUUCAAGUAAGAGGACUCGCGGACGUAAAGAGCGGCACCGCAGGAGCUAAAAUUCCAUCUGGAUCUGAUGUACGGGAUCACACGGAAUCACCGGUGACGUCGCGAAACACGUGGCACGAACGAGGUGACCCAAGUGACAGCGGUCUAAGUCCGCCGCCAGAAAAAAGGUCCAAAAGUUAUUCACCUCCAGUGGGAAAUCAUCUCGAGCAACUAAAAGGCGGCGCUGCUGAUCUACAGGAAUCCCUAUUAGGACAAGCACUGGAAGGCGGACCCACGAUACACACACCCAAUAACGAUAUCAAGGCUCAAUCGAUUGGCGAAGAUUCAAAUUCCGGGUCUGAUAAUGACGAAGAUAUGUCCAAUAACGACAGUAUUCUCAAUUCAGUCAAGGCCGAACCCAAUGACAUUCUCAAUGACUCCAUGGAACAUCACCGUAGCACAUUCCCCGCGGCGCUUUUGGGACUUCAAGGAUUAAUGCCUGGACCUUCCGGAAUCCACGCUGCGAAUCAGGAUCCAAAUUACGUUGCAAGACGUGGUCUGGAUAUGAUGCGAGUGCGAGCGACAGAUCCACGUCCCUGUCCCAAGUGCGGCAAAAUAUACAGAUCUGCUCACACUUUGAGAACCCACUUGGAGGACAAGCACACGGUCUGUCCAGGAUAUCGUUGUGUCUUGUGCGGAACAGUCGCCAAAUCACGGAACUCAUUGCACUCUCACAUGUCACGUCAGCACCGCGGAAUCAGUACCAAGGACUUGCCAGUGCUACCAAUGCCGAGUCCAUUUGAUCCUGAGCUGGCCUCACGAUUACUAGCCAAAGCUGGUGUUAAAGUAAGUCCCGCAGAACUUCGUGCCCGUGCGAGUCCAACUGGUCCCCGUCGCAGUGACAUGCGUCUCGAGAUGCCACGAGGAGCUCCAUCAGAAGCAGGCAGCUCAAUAUGCGGAGGUGACGAUCCCGAAGACUUGACACUUCCUCUGAGUCUGAGGUACGGAUCGCCAACUCCAAACAACAACACAGUCAUCACCAAGAUAAAUCAUCAGAGCAAAGCAGCCACCGCGAUAGCAGCCAAGUCAGCAAUGGAAGGAUUGAUGCACGCACACAGCCGUGAACCGAACACCGCGCCGCUCCACACAACUGGUCAUCCAAUGACACCAAGCCAUCAACAAGCAUUACUGGACACUUACUUGCAGUACAUCGCCGAAAACAGUUCACUGUCUCACUUAUCGAUGGGAAUGGCCGCGGAUCCAGCCGCGAUGGCUGCCGUCCACGCUGCCAGGAUGGCACAGAUGAGUGCCUUGGACAAAUUAGGCAAUCGCGGUACCGUCGACGACUACCCGAUGAUCGGCCGUGAUGACGGAAGACCCGAUGUCGUCAUGGACGACCGGAACGACCACCAAGAUCGAGAUCGUGCUGCCGAGGACGAUGAUGCCGAUUCUUCUCACGCUGAAGACGACGACUACAGUGAUAAUGACGAACCGGAAGCUCUCAAAGCCGAGUAAAUACACGACUAACAGACAGUUUUAUCACAACUACAAUUACUACCAGCCAAUUAUCAUUUAUUUUAUUAUAUUAACUGUACGUACGUACUUUUUUAUACCAGUUUAAAAGGCUCUGCCAACAGGAUCCAUCCACUACCUCAUAGUUCAUAGACUUGUUGCUUAUUUUUUUUUGGUCAUUGCCAAGCAGUUUGUGUCUUACACAAAUGUACGAGUAUAGAAUAUACAUAUACAGUUUUUAAAAUGACGUUUUAAAAAUUUAAUUAAGGAAGAAUGAUCUCCGAGACAUUUAAAAAGAAAAAAAAAAAAAAAAGGUUUUAUGCUCGAUAAAAAGGUAUUUUGAUUUUUUAAAUACUUGAAUGUUACUAUGAAAAACUAUUCCAUCCGUCUACCUCAGUGCACAUAAUAGAACAAUAGGUACUAUAGAAUAAAACAAAAGUUUAAUUAAUUAAAUUCAUUAUUAUUUUAUUUUAAGAAUAUAUUUUUUCAAUAAGUAUUGCUUGCAAUUUUAAUUGCGAAUUAUCGUAAACACUUGAUUAAUUUUUUUUUAAUUGGGAUAGGGUUUUUUUUUAAUAAGCCGUCCGGGUACGUAAAUGACACUUUUUAUUAUUAUUAUUAUUAUUAAUUAUUAAUUAUUAAUAAUAAUAAAUAAUUAAAUGCGAGAUUAAUGUACUUUAAAAAAAAGGCAAAGUACUUAAGUUUUAUUUUCUUUGCCUUUGAUUUUAAUAUUAAUUAUUAUUAUUAAUUAAUAUUAUUAUAUAACUGUUGAUAAAUAUGUAUAGUUUCAUAUUUUUUUUUAGUUGUUAUACGUACGUAAAUUUAUUUACUAAAAAAAAUAAUUAAUUUUUAAAUAACGAACAAAAUCAAAAAAAAAAAUCAUUAUUUUUUUUUUUACUUUACGUGGCUCAAAAUAAUUUUUUAAACAACUUAUUAUUUAAUUGUCUAAUUACUUAAUAAUAAUAAUAAUAAUAAUUGUAAUAUCAUUUAAAUAAAAUAAUAAUCUCGCAAUUUAUUAUUUCAACUCGCGACAAACGUGAAUAAUUCUUGCCAUAUUAAAUAUGCGAUCGUAUUUACGAUUAUAAAUAUUUUUUAUUGAAUUAAAAUGUGGUAAUAAAUAAAUAAUUGAAUUUAAUUGAUAUACGCUUGUCGCUGAACGAAAAAUCACUAGGAUAAAUAUUAAAAUAAAUAUAUAUAUAUUAAAGUAUAAAAGUAUAAUAAAUAUGUAGAUAAAUAAUAAAUAAUAAUAGCGGAUCGUAUACAUUUUUAUUGAAAAUGUAUUUAAAAAUAUCAGUUAAUACUCGCGAGCGUUUAAAAAAAAUAAUAAACUUAUGCAAAGAUAUUGAAAUUUAAUUACAAGAUUAAUAAGUGUAGAAAAAAUUUUUAAAUAUAAUUAAUUAAUUAAUUAAGUUUAAAGAGAGAUAUGUAUACAAUACUCCGUAUACUAAUUUUAGAUGGUAAAUUUUAAUUACUGCUGGUUAAGAAAAAAAAAACGACCCAAUAAUUACCAGUGUUAUUUUUAAUCUAUAUAAAUAUUAUUAUUAUUAUUUUAUUUAAAAUCAGUACGUGCGGUCUCGUGAGGACGGAAAUUAAUUGACGAAAUGCCGUAAUAAACUCCGAGCUGUGGUUUUUUUUAUUUUUUAAAUUUAUUUUUGACAUUUUUAGUAAUAAUAAUAAUAAUACUAACGAGUAUACGAAAUUAUAUAUACAAUUAAUGUAUACGAUUUAAAAUUAUCAUAUUGAUGAAUAAUAGAAUGAAAAAUUAGUACAAAAUUUUGAGAUGAGAUUUAAAUUUUUAAAUAUUUAUAAUCCACAGCAGGAAAUUUAAAAAAAAAAACAGGAACGCUUUUAUAAAUAAUUAAAUUAAAAGGUAUUAAUUGCUCUCAUUAAUACUGCGAGGAAUUAAUUAAUAAAAUGAAAAUUUAGAUACGGUUAUAAAAAUAUGACAAUUGAUACCUUUUUAUAAAUAAGAAUAAUAAAUAAAUAAAUGAAACCAGGUCUUAUUCGGUACAAAAGAUACCAACUCUUGCCUUCAAAGCUCUCUAUCUAUUUUUAAUUAUCAAAAGUAAUAUUAAACCAAUAGCAAUUGUUGUAACUUGUAACAUUUAUUAAAAAUUAUAAACUUGCAGAGUACAAAUUUUCAUUGGAAACUUUUAACGGGUAGUUUAUUAAAAUUAUAAUAAAGUAUUUAACAGUGGAAUUAAUAAUAAUAUCGUACGAGACAUUUUCAAUAUAAAUAAAUAAUUAAAUAAAUAACAAGUACCGAUUAAAGUUUUACGAUAAUUAAUAAUAAAUAAUAAUCUACUAUAAAAAAUCAGGAGUGAAUUCGGAGUGAUUGCAGAUUUUUUUUCAUUCCCAAUCCGGAAGUUCCGGAGUCAAAAAAAAAUUUACUCCGCUUACGGAGUAAAAAAGUUUUUUUUUUUUCAGAAGAGAUUUGAAUUUUUUUUUUAAUUCGUAUUCUGAUUCGGAGUUUUAGUAUUACAGUAAAUUUCCCCCGGAGUAAAUUUACUCCGAGGGGAUUUCAUAAAUAAAAAAUCCACUCCGCAUUUACUCCGGAAUUUUUUACAGUGUAAUGUACCGUGAUUGAAUGAAAUAGUCGUAAUUAACUUGAAGUCAACGUUUUUUGUUACUGCAAUAUUUUUUUUUAAUUGAUUAUUGAUAAUUAAAUGAGGAUAAUAUAUACAUAUUUUUUUACAGACUUUAAACGUCACACCGGAGCAUAAUAAUAAUAUAUAUAAAUAGUUAUCAACUUUUCAUAGUCCGCAAUAGUCAAUCCAUAAUAUUUUUUAAUUCAUAUAUCAGUAUACAGUAUUGCAAUAGUUUUAUAUAUAUUUAUGUAGUUAAUUGUUUAAAAAAAAAAAAAAAUUAAACAAAUAAUUAACAACAGACUCAGGUACUUAUCAAACGCUCUUAAACAUAAAUAUAAAACUCAGGAAAUAAUAGACAGUGAUAUAUAUAGUAAUAUUAAUUGUCUCAGCCAUUUUUUUUUUAUAAAUAUAUAUAAACUUCAAUUUUUAUUUAUGAUAAAAAAAUAGUUAUCAAUAAUAAAUACUACACAGGAUUACCAGGGAUUAAAAUAGUUAAAAAAAAUAUAUAUUAAUAUAUCACCACAGCUACCUCCGUAAUAUAUAUUUUUAAAUCUAUAAACUUUUUUUUUACAAUCAAAUUAUGAAUGAAAUAAAAUUUUUACAGUCACAUAAAUAUAUCAAUUGUAUAAUAGAAUUUUUUAAAUAUAUAUUUACAACAAAAUAUAUAUAUAUAUAAAUAUACUGACACGCGAAAUACAACUUCCACUGAUAGUCAAUAAGAUCUUCCACUAAAUAAUCGAGUUAAUUUUUUUAAAAUUCACAACUCAGUCCGCCAAUUAAAAAUAAUUUGCAAUAAUUUCUUUACUUAAAUAUUUAUAAUUUUUUGAUAUUAAAAAAAAUUAUCCAAGGACUGAAGCGAAAUAAUUUUUUUAAAACUACUGCCAACUCGAUUAUUUUUUAAUUAAAUAAAAAAAAAAAAAAACAGUAAUAAUUAAUUCCAAAAUGACAAUGCAAUACAAUAUGUACUUACGUAUAUUUAUGUGUGACAAUUAUUCAUCGAAUAAUAAAAUAAUAAAACGUAAAUUUAAGAAUUUUCCGUACGGAACCGUGGGUGCGAAACAUCAUUUGAAUUUAUAAUUAAUUAUUAUUAUUAAAUUUAAAUAAUAAAUAUAUAUAAUAAUUGAGUGUGUAAAGAAAUUUAAAAACCAGUUAAGAUAUGCAAUUAGAAAAAUAAUCAUUUGCAUAAGAGUAAUUAUAAAUUAAUUUUAAUUAAUUGAUAAUAAGAAAAUUAAUAACAACAAAAAAAGAAAAACAUCAGCAACAAAAUAUGUAUAUAAGCUAUACGAUUAGGUAUUAAUACUUAUACUGAUUACGUGAUAUUUAUAUGAGAAAACAUAAUCAGGGAUAGGUAAUUAAAAUAAUCAUUU